AUGCAGGCAGCCCAACACCAGAAUGACGCCAUCAACGGUAUGAGAGGAACCUUACUUGGCACAAUAUCCUCUACGAACUGUCAUGCUCUCUUCGCGUCUUCCAUCUUCCUGACUCUGAGCGCCUUCGCCACCUAUCCCAGCUAUGAGAAGUACAACCCCUCCUUCUCACCCAUCGACAGUAUGCUCGACAUCUUUACUUUAACGGAUGGCAUGAGCGUCAUUCUCCGCGCUUCCGAUGAUGAUCUGCGCAAGGGCCCGCUGCGCGAAAUCUUCAUCAAGGGGCACGGCGAUGCGGCUUCGGCGGUGGAGGCUACCCUUCAACCCCUGUUUGAGCGGCUACCUCGGCUCAGUUCCCGACUGGCAGAGAUCGGUCUUGUCGAGAACGAGGGCAAGUACACUAUCAACAACGCGGUCAUAGCCCUGAGCGAGAGUAUCGCCAAGGUUUCCUCCAUCAACGCCAUGUCCGCUCCGGUGGAGUUCCGCGCAGUGUUCCUCUGGCCCGUCCUCAUGUCCAGCGACUACCUGGACAUGCUGCGUCGCCGCCAUCCCGCGGCCUUGGUUGUUCUGGCCCACUACUGUGUGAUCAUCAGUAUGGCCGAGCCCUUCUGUUGGUUUCUGAGCGGGUGGGCCAGAGCCCUGAUAUCGACUAUCUCAGAGCAGCUCAUGGGCACGCCGUGGGCAGAGCUCAUCAUGUGGCCAAUAGAAGUCAUUGGGGUGGGAAGCUAUGAGUUACAGGUAGACCAUAUUGCCCACGCCAUGCCCAUUGUACUUUAG
Messenger RNA from Colletotrichum karsti, 774 nucleotides. RefSeq names its product C6 zinc finger domain-containing protein. Gene Ontology annotation, molecular function: DNA-binding transcription activator activity, RNA polymerase II-specific. Lineage: Eukaryota; Fungi; Ascomycota; Sordariomycetes; Glomerellales; Glomerellaceae. Gene Ontology annotation, biological process: regulation of transcription by RNA polymerase II. The transcript has a single exon. The record is from RefSeq and is a predicted model, not a curated record. The coding region runs from base 1 to 774 and encodes 257 amino acids.